AUGGAUCAAACCAACCUGAAAUGGCAGACCUUUAAUGGCUCUCUCCCCAACGGAGCAGUUUCAAUCUACAAUGAAUAUGUUGGACGCACCGACUAUGUUGCCAAAUACGGUAGCACGGCCGGCUUGUACAACCCUAACAAGGGUCCUUACUGCAUCUACCCCUAUGGUUUGAAAGAGCAUCGUGGCUCUCCAUUUGAGAUCCUGUUAAACAAAGACAACUUUGAGAUUUUAGAAUGGAAGGAUGGCUCCAACGGUUCAGUGCCUGAUAAUGCAGUUGAGACCUGCCCCGGCAGCGGUAUAUAUGUUGGGAAGACCCAGUAUGGUCUUGGGAAGGUAGAUGUUAAAAAUAAGUCGUUCUACUAUCCGUGGGAAGGUUCUGAGCAUUGGGAACGUUCCUACCAGGUCCUGACUGUUAACAAAGGUGUAAUGAGGCAGGAAAUAUCUGAUGUCAUGUAUAAGACUGCGGUUAAACCCAUUAAGAGUCCAGUGACCUUGAAAAAAUCUGUCGUCACCAACAAUGAUUGCCGCUCAGUGAAACAGACAACUACACUCUCAGAGACAACCCAAAAGACGCAAAGGUGGGACCACAACCAUUCAGUCACAGUGGGCGGUAACACUACCAUCACUACUAGAAUCCCCUUAAUCUUUGAAGGAAAAAUUGAGAUUAACGCAGGAGUAAUUUACCAGUACAGCACGGGGAUCACUCAUAGCGAGUCGACCACCCACAAUGUUGCUGUUGAGGUCAAUAUCCCACCAAAUCACUCCUGCUGUGUCAGUUUGGUGGGAUAUAAGUACACGGCAGACAUCCCAUACACUGCACGCCUCAAGCGCACCUACACAAAUGGGAAGACCUCAUUGACGUCAAUCUCUGGGACCUACAGAAGUGUCCAAAUUGGAGAAGUCCGGGGUGUGGUGGAUCGCUCUACUCCUGUCCCCAACGCCAGGCCCUGUCCUAUAAAAAUAGCCUUAACAUUGUAA
Messenger RNA from Perca flavescens (yellow perch), 978 nucleotides. RefSeq names its product natterin-3-like. The transcript has a single exon. Lineage: Eukaryota; Metazoa; Chordata; Actinopteri; Perciformes; Percidae. The record is from RefSeq and is a predicted model, not a curated record. Bases 1 to 978 code for a protein of 325 amino acids.